AGUUUGCGCGCGGAGUUUACGCAGGACAUGUACUGGGACACGGCCCUCAAACCCGGAGACAGCAAGAGAAAGAUGGAGAUUUGUCAAAGUGGAUUCUACAGCGAAGAAUACAGGACUCAAGAAGUCCCUGUCGGACUGGACUUCACGGCCUACGACUUUGGUGGUGAAGAACUGUCUUUUCUGUUAGACCCCAGUAAGUCCGGACCAGAGUCCAGUUUCACCGAGAUCCAGGCCAAACCAAACCAGGUCUACAGCGGCAAAGUGAAUUUGUCCGACGGACAACUCUACAACCUGGACGCGUGUCAGGACUUCAGCUGGUGGAGCUCGUAUCCAAACGACGGUGUGAGUGUGGAGCAGUCCUUCCAGGAUCCAGGGUCGGGGCUGUCGUACCAGAGCCUCGUCCCCCAGAACAGUCACUUCAGCCCGGCCGCGGAGUGCAGCCACAGCCCCUACAGCUCCAGCCCGUCCAUCAGCUCCGGACCAGCCGUCGGCGAGUCCUACACGUGCCCGGACUACUGGCCCGAUUACUCCGCCCCCUCCUCCUUCGCCUCCCCUCCCCCCUCUCACCCCCCCUCCAGUCCCGGGACGGCCCACUCGUACUGCCCCCGCGUGGCCAAGCGCAAAAACGCAUCCACGUCGGCGCACAGAGCGGAGAGAGAGACGCCUGUCGCUGCCAUGUCGGCCUAUCCAGGCUCUGGUCCGAUCCAGCUGUGGCAGUUCCUCCUGGAGCUUCUCCUCGACGCCUCGUGUCAAAGCUUCAUCUCGUGGACUGGAGACGGCUGGGAGUUCAAGAUGUCCGACCCCUCGGAGGUGGCCAAGCGCUGGGGUCAGUGUAAGAACAAGCCGAAGAUGAACUACGAGAAGCUCAGUCGUGGUUUGCGUUACUACUACCACAAAAACAUCAUCCACAAGACGGCCGGGAAACGCUACGUCUACCGCUUCGUGUGCGACGUGCAAGGCAUGCUGGGUAAAACCGCACAGGAAGUGGUCAGCGGCGUCAACGGCCCGUCCACCGCCGUGACAUCAUCAACGUCAGACAGCCACUGGGGCUCGUAGUGAUGACGCAAAGGGACUGAGGAUCACAACCGGACCAGAACGGGAUCACAACCGGACCAGAGCGGGAUCACAACCGGACCAGAGCGGGAUCACAACCAGACCAGAGCGGGAUCACAACCGGACCAGAGCGGGAUCACAACCAGACUAAAGCAGGAUCACAACCAGACUAAAGCAGGAUCACAACCAGACUAGAAUGGGAUCACAACCGGACCACAAUAGGAUCACAACCGGACUAUAGCAUGAUCACAACCGGACUAGAACAGGACUUUAACAGGACUAACAACAGAACCAAACCAGGGAACUAAACUAAGAUUUGAAACUGGACUAAACCAGGACUAAACUAGGUCUAAGUCGGAACCAAACCAGGACUACAAUAAGCGUAAAUAAAACCAGGUCAAACCAGAAAUGAACUUGGACUAAACCAGGACUAAGUCACCUGGACCAGGACUAUCAAAACCAGGACUAUCCCAGGUCUAAAUUAUGACAUAAAUGGACUUCAAGGGAAUUAAGCUAAGACUUAAACUGGACUAAACCAGGACUAAUUUUGAACUCAACCAGAACUAUAACCUGGAUGAAUAAAACCAGGACUAAACCAGGUCAAAACCAGGUUUACGUGGACUAAACCAGGACUACAACAGAGAUAAAUAAAACCAGCACUAAACCAGGUUUAACUUGGACUAAACCAGGACUAAUUUAUGACAUAAAUGGGCUUCACCAGACCUAUAAGCUACCAGAACUAAACUCAGACUUAAACUGGACUAAUUGUGAACUAAACCAGGACUACAACAGGGAUAAACUUAACUAGGACUUACUGGACAGAAAUUGAAAUACUUAACUAAGACUAAAAUGGGGCUCUGUCACUCGGACUAAACCAGGACUAAACACGGAUUUACCUUGAGUAUUUCAGAACUAAACCAGGACUAAACAGACUAAUCCUGGACUAAAACAGGACUAGUGGAAAGAGCACUAAACGAAAGCAGGACUUGAAUCUUGUAAUACUCCUGGGCUCCACCAGGGGGAGCGCACUACAGCUUGAGAACUACUCCCAAAGUCCAAGUUUCUCAGGGUCAAAGCACUAAAUGAAAAACGUCUGUCUGUCCCAAAACGCUUUGUAAAUGUGUAAAUAAUUUUGUAGAGUUUUGUGCAUUUAACUUUUUAUUUUAUUUUUUAUUUUUUUUUUUGAAAUACAAAACUCGG
This is a messenger RNA of Boleophthalmus pectinirostris (great blue-spotted mudskipper), 2253 nucleotides long. RefSeq names its product ETS1-related protein (gene etsrp). NCBI's taxonomy places the organism in Eukaryota, Metazoa, Chordata, Actinopteri, Gobiiformes, Gobiidae. The transcript is spliced from 9 exons. Gene Ontology annotation, molecular function: DNA-binding transcription factor activity, RNA polymerase II-specific; sequence-specific DNA binding. Gene Ontology annotation, cellular component: nucleus. The coding region runs from base 28 to 1056 and encodes 342 amino acids. Gene Ontology annotation, biological process: regulation of transcription by RNA polymerase II; cell differentiation. The record is from RefSeq and is a predicted model, not a curated record.